Messenger RNA from Mesocricetus auratus (golden hamster), 652 nucleotides. RefSeq names its product DnaJ heat shock protein family (Hsp40) member C15 (gene Dnajc15). The transcript is spliced from 6 exons. Gene Ontology annotation, biological process: protein import into mitochondrial matrix. Gene Ontology annotation, cellular component: PAM complex, Tim23 associated import motor. Gene Ontology annotation, molecular function: ATPase activator activity. Bases 55 to 504 code for a protein of 149 amino acids. The record is from RefSeq and is a predicted model, not a curated record. Lineage: Eukaryota; Metazoa; Chordata; Mammalia; Rodentia; Cricetidae.
UCGCCUCGUAGACUGGUAGCAACGCAGCGCGUCCUUGGGGACAGCCGCACUGCUAUGGCUACCGGUGGCGGCGUGGCCUCCAGAGAGGGGCUGCGCUACGCCGAAUACCUGCCCCCCUCCACCGGAAAGCCGGACGCCGACAUCGACCACGCGGCGGGAAGAAGGCUGAUAGCUGUAGGACUAGGUGUUGCAGCUGUUGCAUUUGCAGGUCGCUAUGCAUUUCAAAUGUGGAAACCUCUAGAACAAGUAAUCACAGAAACAGCAAGGAAGAUUUCAUCACCUAGCCUUUCAUCCUACUAUAAAGGAGGAUUUGAACAAAAAAUGAGUAGGCGAGAAGCUAGUCUUAUUUUAGGUGUAAGCCCAUCUGCUGGCAAGGCCAAGAUCAGAACAGCACACAAGAGGAUUAUGAUUUUGAACCAUCCAGACAAAGGUGGAUCUCCUUACUUAGCAUCCAAAAUAAAUGAAGCAAAGGACUUGCUAGAAUCAUCCACCAAACUUAACUGAUGCUGAAAGAUCCUUCUGAGGGAAAAGGAGAUGCAAGGCUCUAAAAGUUCUACAGAAGAAUGUGGAGCAUGGUUUUGCUUCAUAUUGACCAACUCUGUUCUUCUGUCAUUAAGUGUGCAGCAAUAAAAGACAUGCACCUUGCUCUUCA